CAAGUCAGAGGAUCCUCCUGGAACUUGUCAUUGGUCAGCACAGCUCCUAUGCUAAUAAGAGGGUAGCCCCAGCCCAGAAGAGGUUCCAGCGCCCUCCCCUAACUCCCGUCCAGACUCCCUACGGACAGAGCUGGAGGGCACUACUUUGUAUCACUACAGCCCUGUGCCCAUGGUUGACCACCUGAAUGAGCCGGUGCUGCGCUGCUGCAAGCUGCCGCGGUGCCUGUGCUUCCUGCUGCUCCUGGUGAUUCUGAUGGCUCUACUUGUACCCUUGGUCAUCUUCGCUGUCAGGGCCAACAGCAAGCACUGCACGGAUGGCCUCCAAGCAGAGCAGGAGUGUCAGAACCGCACUUGGUACGUGCAGCACCAGCUAACCCAGGCCCAGGAAGUCUUACACAAGAUGGAGGUCCAGGCCGCCACCUGCAACCAGACGGUGGUGACCCUGAGGGAUUCUCUGAAGAUGGAGCAGGCACAGGUGGCAGAGCUUCAGGGAGAGGUCAAGAUUUUGAAGCAGAAACUGGAGGACACUUUGGCGGAGGUGCAGCGACUAAGAAGAGGGAGUGAGGCCUCAGCUGAGAACAACUCUUCUAGCUGCUCGAGCGUCCUGUUCGCUGUGGUCGUGGUCGUGGUCCUCGAGGCUCUGCUGAUCUGAGGUCCCAGAAAGCCGGCCGGCCACAACCUGGACUGGUCCGGUUCCCUCUCUGCUUCCCCCUUUGAGGCUUCCUGACCUGGCCCGUUCUGAGGGGACCACAUGGCAACACGGCUGUGGGGAGGAGAGGGGGGAUGGGGUAGCCUAAGGGGUCCAUGGGGCAGCUCUGGAGGGAUACCUUGGGCAUGGAGAAGUAGCAGAGUUGGCCCAAGGCUGCCCUAGAGCUGAGGAGGGCAUGGGGGUGGAAGGUGGGGCACCUGCUUCUUGCUGACACGGUUCUAGAAAGUCACUUUCUUCUGGGGUCUUUGGGCUCCGAAAAAGUAAACACCCCUCUGGGGGGGGG
Messenger RNA from Orcinus orca (killer whale), 992 nucleotides. RefSeq names its product bone marrow stromal cell antigen 2 (gene BST2). The coding region runs from base 170 to 652 and encodes 160 amino acids. Gene Ontology annotation, cellular component: cell surface; Golgi apparatus. Gene Ontology annotation, biological process: innate immune response; defense response to virus. Gene Ontology annotation, molecular function: metalloendopeptidase inhibitor activity. Lineage: Eukaryota; Metazoa; Chordata; Mammalia; Artiodactyla; Delphinidae. The record is from RefSeq and is a predicted model, not a curated record. The transcript is spliced from 5 exons.